AACUUUAAAAAUGUUUGGUACAGAAAUAUUUUCCGUUAAUUCGUGUCGUGGUAGAAGGAUAUGGAACGUCAGGAAUGUUUCAGGAUUGUUGCUGAUGUUGCUAUCCAUCAACUAUGCGGAAUCUCGACCGAAAGAGCCAUACUACGGUCGUCUAAUUGGCAGAUUUUCGGAGGCUGGACACAACGUCAAGGGUACAAUUUACGCCGUUGACGAUGAGAUUUUGUUCAUCAAGGGUUUCUCGUAUGACGGAACAGCUCCCGAUGCAUUUUUCUGGAUUGGUAAUACGCAAGUGCCCAGUCCGGAAGGCACUAUCGUUCCGUAUCCCGAGGAGUACGAAGGAAGAGAACCUCCCGUAUUGCAAGCGCACAACAACACCAACAUGAUCUUGCGACUCCCAAAGGGAAAGCGUAUUCGUGACAUUAAAUGGAUAUCCGUGUGGUGUCGACGAUUUACGGUGAACUUUGGCGAAGCCUUUAUCCCAGCAGGUGUUGAAGUACCGCGAUCACGUGUGUUGCCAGAAUUUAAACGACUUGCUCAUGGUUUGCGGUCCAGCAAUAUCACCGUUUUGGAUGCCCGAACAUUUUACAUCCCGAACUUGCAUUAUGAUGGCGCGGGUCCUGACGCAUAUUUCCUCGUGGGAAAUGGAUCGGAGCCGCAUGUGAUGGGCGUCAAAGUCCCGAAUGAGGCGGGUUCGUUAGAUCCGUUGCGCGGAUAUCAGGGAGAAGAUAUUGAGAUUCAAUUGCCGGCUCCGUUGACGGUUUACGACAUUGAAUGGCUUGCCGUUUAUUGCAUCCAGUAUCGACAUAAUUUUGGUCACGUCAUGAUUCCGAAGGAUUUGGAUGUUCCUCCGGCGUUGGGACAAACGAAAAAAGCGCCUUGGUGGUGGUGGAUUAAACCUUCCUCAACGACACCCAAACCAACAAUUACGAACUGCAAAGAGGUCAUCGACAACAAAUUGCAAGUCAAAUGGCACAUUCAAGGCGAAUAUGUCGUCAUCGAGCUCGCAGGUCGCAUCAUGGAAAACCAAUAUAUGGCAUUUGGUCUCUCGGGAAGCCCAGGACGCCCUCAAAUGGUUGGCGCAGAUGUUGUUGUCGCAUUUUACGACACCAAAGAGCGCGUUUUCAAGGCGGAGGAUUAUUACAUGUCGCACUUGUCGCAAUGCGAUGGCAAACAAGGUGUUUGUCCCGAUCAACGGAUUGGCGGAAGAAAUGACGUCAUUUUGGUGAGUGGGCGUCGUGAAAAUCAAGUGACUUACAUCACGUACAAGAGAUUGCUGCAAACCAAUGAGCCGAUUAACGAUUUGCCGAUUCACUUGGAUCGAGAGUUGAGCGUAAUUGCUGCUAUUGGUCCUUUGAAUUCGCGCAAUGAGGCGAACGCGCAUUCGCAUGACGGCAUGGAUGUCACUGUCGAAGAUAUUCGUAUCAAUUUCUCGUCAACGAACGAUCACUCAUGCGUGUCAAAUUUGGAAGGAUACAAACCCGAACCGGGUGUUAAACCAUGGCCAUCACGCACGAUAAAGGGAGAAAAGACAAUUACAGCGAAAAUUGGACCUACGGGCGGCAAACGAGGUUAUACACCGAUCACGGGACAUCCUUCAUGGGGCAUCGCUUGGUAUCUGAAUGACUUGCUGAUUCCCGAAUUAUAUGUCGUUCGUGGCGAAACUUAUACAUUUAUCGUCGAAGGAGGCAACGAUCCAACACAACCUGUUAAAUAUCAUCCAUUUUACAUCACGGCAUCAGCUGAGGGAGGCUACGGACAACAAUCUCAACAAAAACAGAGCGUAGAAACAGUUUUUGCUGGCGUCGAAAUGUCAGAGGGCUAUCCAAUGCCAACUGCAGCGGGUCGUUAUUGCGAAUGGGAACACAAGACGAUCGACAAAUCCGCCGAAAUUGAAACUUUUGAGGAAUACAUGAAAACUCUCAACCUAAAAUGCGAAGAAAAUGGCAAACCCGCAGUACUCAAUUGGACUGUUGAUGCCACGACACCCGAUUUAGUGUAUUACCAGUGUUACACGCAUAGAAAUCUCGGAUGGAAAAUCCACGUGAGAAACGCAACUACAAGUGCUGGCGUGAAAUCCAUGUUGAACAUCAGCACAAUCAUCACAACCUUUAUUCUGCUGUUAGGAGUGAACUCUAUGAUCUUCGGUGUGUGUACAAGAUCUCUCCCUAACUUCAAAUACGCCUGA
Culicoides brevitarsis is the source of this 2185-nucleotide messenger RNA. RefSeq names its product protein Skeletor, isoforms B/C. Lineage: Eukaryota; Metazoa; Arthropoda; Insecta; Diptera; Ceratopogonidae. The record is from RefSeq and is a predicted model, not a curated record. The transcript is spliced from 12 exons. Bases 11 to 2185 code for a protein of 724 amino acids.